Messenger RNA from Talaromyces stipitatus ATCC 10500, 1355 nucleotides. RefSeq lists its product as uncharacterized. Lineage: Eukaryota; Fungi; Ascomycota; Eurotiomycetes; Eurotiales; Trichocomaceae. The transcript is spliced from 2 exons. The record is from RefSeq and is a predicted model, not a curated record. Bases 1 to 1149 code for a protein of 382 amino acids.
AUGCCCUCUAUGUGCUUCACUCCCCCAGCGAAACAGCUCUCCAGCACCGGUGGCCAUAUGAACCAAAUCCAUGGAAAUCGAGAUCGCCUCAUCGAGGAUAUCAGGGUCUGCGGCCAAUUUCUCAAUGGCCUCGAUGCACUUUCUGGAGAAAUGGCCAGUAACUCUACGUUAUUGAGCUUUGUCGAGGCUUGUGAGAGAGUCGUUGUUGCUUUGGGUAGGGAACAACGUAUACAAUCUCAAGAAGGGCGUGCCAUUCAGGGCUUAAUUAGAAAGGAUUGGCGAUUGUCCUCUGGCGAAAUACCAGGAACAACUCCGAGUGUGCCCCGCAAACAUGUUGCUGCCUCUCAUGCAACUAUCCUCGAACACACCUUGCUCGACUACGGUAAAGAUCAUUCAGAACUCAAGUACCGUCGGGAGGAAAUAUGUGAGGACAAAGUUUGCGCAGUCGAAAACCUCCACGAUAUUUGCAAGGUCCAAAAGAUUGAUCCGAACAUGGCUCAGACUUGCAAGAUGUGCUUCCCUGAGAAGAAUACUCAACUUAUCAACGCACAUUGCCAAGCGAAAUGGAAGCGCGAGCAAAAGGCAUUCUAUGUUGUUUCCUUCGUCCUUAUUGGAAUUACAUUGAUUAGCGGGCUUAUACUCUAUAUACGACGUCGUUAUCUUCGCGCGAAAAACCCUCACGCCGACGAGAACGCCACUAAUGAAACGGGGAUCAACCCACCAGGGGAACUCUAUUACUACGACGGACCGAGAUCAAUAUUGCCAACGGAACGACACAGCUCACUAGCGGUAAACUGUUCUCCAGAACCUCGUCAGAAUGAAGACUCAAAGAGAUAUCACAAUUCAUGGGAUGACAAUGAAGACGGUGUGAUAAGCACAUCUGCCGCUCACCGAAGACUCAAGCAACUUGGCAUUCUCUCAAGAACAGGGCGCAAGAAAAUUCACGAUUUGUUUGAUUUGGAAGCUCUGCAGUCCAGGCGUGGGACUAUAAAGGAUUCCCAGCGACGCUCUGAUGAAAAGGAUAGAGUGCCAGUGAUGCCCUGGGCCCCAAACGCAAGUGUCCGAUUAUCUAGCAGAUCCUCCCCGACUGUGCGACAGGCAACACGUUCAAAGACUCCGUCAGCAGUUGAAUUGCAAGAGAUGGCAUGAAUCCUGACACUGGCCUCUUGAUUAAUAUUUAUUCUUGAUGCGACUAUGGUUAAACCAGUUCAUGAAGCGGUCAAUGUAUGUUAGUAACAUGAUGAGCGGUAAUAUGUUUUUAGGAAGGUAUAGAUCACUUAUUGGAAUUGGGAAUACCCUAAUAGGAGAUACCUAGGUAUACUGAAUGCAGCCGAAUAGCAUCUUGCGUCCUAUAC